UCAGCGUCAUUCUUUGGAACUUCUUCUCUCACACAGGAGAAGCGGAGGCAAUGGAGAUUCACGAGGUGAAGCGCGAGCAGCGGUAGCUCGAAAGCAAGAUUCUCGAAGUGAGGAAGGAGAGAUAGAAUCUUUCUGGGGUUCCUUUCCCAUGAAUCUUCUCGCGCCUUGAAGCCCUAGAAGUCCCGCGAUUGGACCCCUUCCUUCCUUUUGCUCAGUCAAGCCCUCCAAUGGCCGAUCAUCGCGCGGAGUCGUCCGCCCUCAUCCCUCCGUUGCCGAUGCGGGAGCCGAGCGAGGUUGACCUCGAGGCAGGGCCCGGCGAGCAAAUUCAGUGUCGUAUUUGCCUCGAGACUGACGGCAGAGAUUUCAUUGCUCCUUGCAAGUGUAAAGGGACAUCGAAAUAUGUUCACCGUGAAUGUUUGGAUCACUGGCGUGCAGUUCGGGAAGGGUUUGCAUUUGCUCAUUGCACCACUUGCAAGGCCCCCUAUCAUUUGAGAGUUCAUGUUGUUGCUGAUCGAAAGUGGCGGACUUUGAAAUUUCGGUUCUUUGUCACUAGAGACAUCAUAUUUAUUUUUCUCGCCGUCCAACUUGUGAUCACUUCUCUAGCAUACUUGGUGUAUUUGAUAGAUGGCUACCAGCAGUUCUGGCUUCGGCACGCAUGGGGUUUUGAUAGUGGACUUAGCUUCUACUACAUUUGUGGAGCACUACUAUUCUUUGCUUUGCUGGGGUUGUCUGGGUGCUUCAUCACUUGCUACGAUCGGAGAGUCCGGAAUGAUUUGGCUCAGCCUUGUCGAGAACUCUGUCUAUGUUGCUGUCAUCCUGGAAUUUGUGCAGAUUGCCAUUUACCUGGCACACUCUGUAUGUGGACUGAUUGUACCACAUGUUUUGAAAGCUGUGCAAGUUCAGCAGCUGAGUGUGGAUGUUUAGGAGGCGCUGGUGAAGCUGGGCUACCUCUAUUGUUUAUUAUGGCUCUGAUUGUUCUUGGACUGUUUACUGUGAUUGGCAUAUUCUACAGUGUUUUAGUUGCCACUAUGGUUGGACAGCGGAUAUGGCAGAGGCAUUAUCAUAUACUUGCAAAAAGGAUGCUAACUAAAGAGUAUGUGGUAGAAGAUGUUGAUGGCGAGAUGACAGGAUCUGAUUGGUCUCCCCCACCUCUCCCUCCCGAGCACGUUCAGCAGCUGAAAACGCUCGGCCUCCUCUAGUAGCAAAGUCAUUAUAUGGUUCAUAAGAAUAACUAGUACGAUUCUGACAACCCUCUAUGUAUCAUUGCCUUUGUAUGUGGAAAAUCCCCGAAGGAGGAGAUUGGCCAAAUCCCUCUUCAGAGCCCAACCGUGAAGAGUAUAAAUGUGACAAUGUUCUACUGUUUUCACUUACAAGUUCCGGAUACCUGCCUUUUCUGUUGAAAAUUACCGCAAUAUGAGAUGCAUAAGACCAGAUCCAAAUGUUGUAAAUGAAAUGGCUGUCAACGGCUGUCCUUUUCAAAAGCCAGUAACUUUCACAUCGGUUUCA
Rhodamnia argentea is the source of this 1506-nucleotide messenger RNA. RefSeq lists its product as uncharacterized. The coding region runs from base 228 to 1199 and encodes 323 amino acids. Gene Ontology annotation, molecular function: zinc ion binding. The record is from RefSeq and is a predicted model, not a curated record. The transcript is spliced from 7 exons. Lineage: Eukaryota; Viridiplantae; Streptophyta; Magnoliopsida; Myrtales; Myrtaceae.